This is a messenger RNA of Sordaria macrospora k-hell, 2172 nucleotides long. The record is from RefSeq and is a predicted model, not a curated record. Lineage: Eukaryota; Fungi; Ascomycota; Sordariomycetes; Sordariales; Sordariaceae.
AUGGAGGACGCCGGUGGUGAGAAUGUGGAGGAACAUCUCAAUGCGGUCGAUGAGCAAUACAAGGCCUCACUUCCCGAGCGUAUGGGAGAAGAUCAGGCCCAUCGAGACCCUAGUCGAUGGUGGUUUGCCUCGGCUGCCUUUCCCAUGGUCGCAGGCACACUGGGGCCCGUUGCAAGUGCCUUCAGUAUCUGUGCUCUCGUCCGACCAUGGAGACAAAACUACACCAAAGGAGCCGACAUCGAUACCGCCACCUUCAUCAAAGACCCGGCCUGGCUGAUCGCCAUCAACGCUGUUCAACUUGCCAUUGCGCUAAUCUCCAACCUGGCCUUGCUCCUCAACAUGACCAGGAGGCUCCGGUUCUCCAUCGCCCAACCUGUCACCAUUGUCGGAUGGUACCUCUCAUCCAUAUGUCUGAUAGCGCUCGCAAGUACAACAGCCGGACCGCUGAAACCGGAGACUAACUACUUCAUCUGGUCUCAGGCUUACUUCUACGGCAUCUACGCGGCAGUGUUGUACUUCGUGGUCGCCUCGCUCAUGGUGAUUACCGUCUGGGGGUCCCAAGCCGGGCACUAUGAAAAGGACUUCAUGCUCACCCCCAGUCAGAGGACGCUGAUGUUACAGACCAUCUCCUUCCUUAUCUAUCUCCACCUAGGUGCUCUUAUUUUCUCAAAUACUGAAGGAUGGAACUACCUUGACGGCAUGUACUGGGCGGCCGUUACGCUCUUCACCGUGGGUUUCGGCGACAACAACCCCACCUCCACCCUCGGAAGGGCCCUGCUCUUCCCGUACUCCCUGGUUGGCAUUAUCAGUUUGGGUCUCGUUAUUGGAUCCAUCCGCAGCCUUAUGCUUGAGCGCGGCAAGAGAAGACUUGAUGCACGAAUGGUGGAAAAACUCAGACACCGUGUGCUAAGGAAAAUGGCCAAGCAGGGAAAGGAUGGGAUACUUAGGCCCAUAGGGGAUUCCCCAGAACUGUCUUCCAGCUCAGGUCUGACCGAGUUCGAAAGACGACAAUCCGAAUUUGAGCUGAUGAGAAAGAUCCAAAAGCAGGCGGCUCAUAGGCAUCGCUGGAUUGCUUUGGCUAUCUCUACCAGCACGUGGUUGGUCUUAUGGCUGGUCGGCGCCAAAGUCUUCCAGGUGUGUGAGCGACAGUAUCAAAAUUUGACCUACUUUGACACCUUUUACAUGGCAUAUGUCAGUCUGACGACCAUCGGGUACGGAGACAUCACACCAAUAUCAAACGCCGGAAAGUCCUUUUGGGUCUUCUGGGCACUCCUUGCACUUCCGACCAUGACAGUCUUAAUCUCUAACGCAGGAGAUACCAUUGUCAAAGGCAUCAAAGACGCCACUGACAAAGUGGCCACCAUCACCAUUCUUCCUAGCGAGCGAGGCUUCAGGAGCGAGUUUAAAGCGGUAAUCGGCGCUCUUUCUCAUGGAAAGCUGUUCACCGAGGAUAUCCAGGAGUCUCCACCAGGAAUACUUGGAGACUCACAGCGCCACAGGUACAGCAGCGAGGAUGACGAUGACGAGGGCGAGUUGGCUCAAGACCAAGCCGAUCUUGACGCCGAAGUCGAGGGUAACGCGGAAGGCGGCGGCGGCGGCGAUCGUCGUGAUCGAACCGUACGCUUCGAUGACUCCGCUACUACUACCACUACUACGCCAGGAAAGAGAUCAAACAGCCGGUCAAAGAAGAUGGGAAACACGGAUGACGAGGACCCGUACGAUGAGAACUCCAAGGCAACUUCUCAGCUUCCCAGAAUGACGCGUGCCGUCUCUAUACCACGCCAGGACUUGCCCCAGAUCCCCACGGACCCGGCCGAGUACCACCUCACGCUGAUCGAAGAGAUCGGGCGGGUAACGCAGCACCUCAAGAGCCACCCGCCACGGAAGUACACUUUCCAGGAGUGGGCAUGGUACCUGAGACUCAUCGGGGAGGACGAGAGCGACGCAGCUAAGCACCGUAAGCCUCACACUCAUCUUAGCAGUAAGAGUAAGGAUGAGCUGGAGGAGAAGGAACGGGCGAGGUGGAGCUGGGUCGGUAGCAGGAGUCCGCUGAUGAGCUCCCAGGAGGAGGCCGAGUGGAUCCUGGAACGACUGAUCGAGACGCUGAAUGAUGAGCUCAGAGGGGUCAGGGCCGCAAAGAAGAAAGGUGGGCUGAGGAACCGGAAUGGGUAA